AUGUUGAAGCCGGGAAAAUCUCAUGUGAUGCCUAAUCAUCUUUCAAGAUUACCAAGAGAACCUGCCAAGGAAGGAGUUUAUGAUGAGCUGCCCAAUGCUCCUCUUUUCUUGUUGGAGGGCAGACAGGUUUCUGCAGAAAUUCCAACUGUCUUCUUAACUCAAUCAAAAGCAGAGGAGCUGCUGUUAUACCAGGUUGUAGCUGUGCCGGAGUGGUAUCAGGGUCUUGCAGAAUUUCUUGCUGCUGGCAGAUUUCCUAAUGAUAUGCCGAAGAUCGAUUCUCCAUUAACGGGUAACAUGCUUGUAGAGGAUGUUGUAUCAUCCGACAAAAAAAAGGCUUUCUUUCGACGCCUGUUCUUUAAACGUAAUCCCAACCUCAUCCAGUCGGAGGCUUUACUAACGCCAACGAAUGGAUUUCGACGCGUGGACACCACGGAUGAGAUGAAGGUAGAUCACAGUUACUUGGCCAGUCCGUAUCACGAAGGGAUGGUGGCAGGCCUAUCUUUGAUCUCUACUAAGAUUGAGUCAUGCGUAUCUUCCAAAGAACAGAUUCGUGUGAUGAUCGUUGGGCUUGGUGCUGGAUUGCUCCCAAUGUUUCUGUACAAGCAUUUUCCCUUCAACAGCAUUGAGGUAGUGGAGCUGGAUCCGGUUGUUGCUGAUUUGGCAAAGCGUCACUUUGGAUUUGUGGAAGACGAUCGCAUGCAGCUGAGACUUGGAGAUGGAUUAGCCGCUGUCGAUGCUAUAGCAAAACAAGAGAUGGAAGAACAAGCUAACAGGGAGAACACUAGACAUAAAUUGCACAUACUACUCAUUGACGCUGAUUCCUCCGAUCCAAGUAAUGGGCUAAGCUGCCCUCCAGAGGAAUUCCUUCUCGAAACAUUCCUCCGCAGUGCGAAAGCUGCUCUGGAACCCGAAGGAAUCCUCGUCAUAAAAGUUGUUUCGCGGGCUCGUGAGCCUCACAUACAAGCAGAUCAGAGAAUGUGUAAAACUUUUAGCGAAGUCUACAGCCUGCAAGUCGACGAAGACGUGAACCGGGUGGUGUUUGGAUUGCCACAGCCGAGUAACCUGAGAGACUCCACCGCGAUUUUUAACGCUGGAGUGCUACUGAAGAAUGUCGCGGGCCAGUUUGCUUCGUGGGACAAAGGCCCCAACGUCAAGGACGUACUAAAGAAGAUCAAGCGGAUCAAGUGA
Selaginella moellendorffii is the source of this 1188-nucleotide messenger RNA. RefSeq names its product methyltransferase-like protein 13. Gene Ontology annotation, biological process: polyamine biosynthetic process. Lineage: Eukaryota; Viridiplantae; Streptophyta; Lycopodiopsida; Selaginellales; Selaginellaceae. The record is from RefSeq and is a predicted model, not a curated record. The transcript has 9 exons. Bases 1 to 1188 code for a protein of 395 amino acids.